Molecule: messenger RNA, 459 nt
Organism: Hyaloperonospora brassicae
Lineage: Eukaryota; Oomycota; Peronosporomycetes; Peronosporales; Peronosporaceae
Source: the annotation of a GenBank genome assembly
AUGACGACCGCGAUUUACGACCCCGAGAAUAUCUUCGCCAAGAUCAUUCAGGGCGACGUUCCGGCGUACAAACUGUUUGAGACGGAGCAUGUGGUCGCACUUCUCGACGUCUUUCCCGUCACUCCCGGCCAUGCGUUACUGCUAACGAAAGCUGCCGGCGUUGCAACUGUCAUGGACAUGACACCGGACGUGGCAGCCAAUGUGUUUAAGGAACUCCCACGUCUUGCCAAGGCUGUGCAGGAAGCCACAGGCUGCGACGGCGUGAACAUUAUCCAGAACAAUGGCACGGCCGCGGGACAGGCUGUGUUCCACGCGCACAUCCACGUCAUCCCGCGCUUUGACGACGACGGGCUCUUGAAGCUGCCUGCAAACCAAACAAUGAUCACUGAGGAGGAUGGCAUUGCCAUGCAGAGCAAGAUCCAGGACAAGCUAUCGACAUCCGAUGGUAGUGUCGACUAA